Messenger RNA from Hydractinia symbiolongicarpus, 1822 nucleotides. RefSeq lists its product as uncharacterized. The transcript has 7 exons. The record is from RefSeq and is a predicted model, not a curated record. Lineage: Eukaryota; Metazoa; Cnidaria; Hydrozoa; Anthoathecata; Hydractiniidae. Bases 327 to 1484 code for a protein of 385 amino acids.
CAUUGAUUUUCCUUUUUAUAAAUUUUCCACUCACAUUAUCUUCUAUGUAGGUCACUUUUUGCUUGCUUUUUACCGUAUCAUUUUAAUGUGUAGUUAUUAGAAAAAGCGUUAUAUGCAACCAUUAUGAGAUUAAAAAACACUAUUAACUACCUAUUACGAAUACGCUUGUGAUCAAUACCAAUAAAGAAAGUUUAUUUAUAAUAAAAAAUGUUAAAGAAAGAGUAAUUAAGAGAUCAUAUGAAUGUUUAGAUGAGAAACUACAGAUUCUCCUGGUACAGUUUUGUCGCUGCAAUUUAGUUAUAAUCAUUGGUUUAUGAACUAGUAAAAUGAUUUUUUACAUUAUCAUGUUGUGUUUACAUACUUGUCAUUGCAUAACUGUGGCGAGAGGUGAACGAAUUGAAACUGCAAAAGGAGGAGUAGCAGCAUGUAGAAAUACGUGUACUUGUCGAAGUCCUAGUGCAACUUUCUUUUAUGUACGAGGGGAAGAAAAAUGUAUAGGUGCUAAUGGAACAGGAUGUUUAUUAACAGUGGAUGGAUACACAACUGAUGUUCCUUUAAUAACACAGAAAAUGGUCAACAAAACAAUGUUUCGCAUCACUAAAGAUGGUGGAAAUCUUUGUCCAAAUACGCUAGACACAAAUGGAGCAUCAAGUGUAAGAAUGUUAGCCCUGACAGAUCAAUGGGAAGUUGUUCCUACAUUUAUGUCAAACUCAAUAUUAUAUAGCAUACCUAUUGUCAAAGAGGUAAUGGUAAAUUACCAUGCAGUAUGGCCUGGGUUGCUGAUAAAACUUGAAGUCAGGUGUAAAGCAAGCAAUGGAAACGAAUACACACUACGUGAAAAUUGCGUUCUAUUCAAGUAUGAAGGUACAGCAACGUAUCCUUUAACUUUAUCAUCAUUCGCGCCUAUAACUACAACAGCUACAACACCAGUAACAGAAACAAAAACAACAACAGAAACAACAACAACAAAAACAACAACAAAAACAGCAACAACAACGACAACAGAAACAACAAACUUGAAUAAAAAAGCAAAGGAAAACUCGAGCUCUGCAUCCACGACAUCCACGACUGGAAGAACGGAUGCGAAUUCUAACGAAUCGACUUCUUCAACCCUUCCAUGCGAGUAUAACAAAAGUGUUUUCAUAGUCGGUGGAAUCUUAGGAGUCACUAACCUGAUAUUCAUUAUAAUUGUGAUUUUUUUAGUACGUGAAGUAAAAAACCGUGGUCAGACGAAGGUCAAGGAAAUUAGCAGCAUUAACGUGACAGAAUCAAGUUUUGUGUAUGAGUAUCCCGAGGUUAAAGUUAACAAGACUGCCAGUGGUGAAGAACAAGGCAAUGGUAACUGGAGCUGUCAAAAUGUCACAGACAACAAGAAUUAUGCACCACUGAUAUUUGAUAGCAAAGAAAAUGUUAAGUCUAAUUAUACGACCUUGUUAAAAGAUGGCUACGAAAUUCCUAUGAAAGGAACUGUCGAAGUACCAUAAAGAAGAUAACAUUAUCUUUAAUUCGUCACGUGUGUUUAAUAGUUUAUAGAAAUAGCUGUCGUCUGCCUUUCCCUGCACAAAAUUAUGCCGCAGUAGCGUAACACAAGAAAUGCGCUGUACAAAAGGGGGCAACCCCGUGGAUGGGUCACCGACAAUUUAAUAAUAAUAUUAGGAUUUUUGAUAUAACUUUAUCAAUUUUUAUUUAUACCUGAGAAUGUUGUUUCAGGGAAAUUGUCUUCUCUGGUGUUUCGUUUACUCAAAUAACAUUUUUGUAUUUCUUAGUAUUUCUCAGUAAAUCCAUCUGAUAUUCACAUUUUAAUACAACUGAAUUGUCAUUA